Molecule: messenger RNA, 399 nt
Organism: Poeciliopsis prolifica (blackstripe livebearer)
Lineage: Eukaryota; Metazoa; Chordata; Actinopteri; Cyprinodontiformes; Poeciliidae
Gene: ripply2
Product: ripply transcriptional repressor 2
Exons: 4
Coding region: 1-399 (132 amino acids)
Biological process (GO): embryonic pattern specification; negative regulation of transcription by RNA polymerase II
Cellular component (GO): nucleus
Source: RefSeq, a predicted model, not a curated record
AUGGCCGGGAUUUCACUCGGACCAGAUCAACGCAAGGAGAGCAUGGAGAAUAGCGACGCCUGCAGUGGACUGGCGUCCGUUCGCGGUGGAGACGAUCCAACUCAGCAGAGCAACUUGUGGAGACCGUGGAACAAAAUUGAGGGCCAAACUGCCCAAUUUGCGACUCGCUUUGUGCGUGGAGAGAUUUCCAGCGCACAACCCAAGAUUCAACAAGUCAUCCAUCCAGUCAAAUUGUUCUGGCCAAAGUCGAAAUGUUUUGACUAUCUGUACCGGGAUGCCGAAACGCUCCUGAGGAACUAUCCAAUCCAAGCGACCAUCUGCCCAUAUGAAAACUCCAGCAGCGAUGAAGAAGGCGAGGAUGAAGAUGAAGAGGAGAUGGUGGGAAAGGAGCACAACUAA